AUGACGGGUCACAUGAAGGUCCUAAUGAAAUUCGCUAAUGACCCCAUACUACAAAUGCGCGAUGCAAUGGUUCCAAAACUAGAAAUCUCUAGGAAAUUUGAGGUACACAUUGCAGAUCGAGCUCUCUGGAAUACAGGGAACCCAUACACCAAACCUAAUGGGGAGGUUUGGUAUACUGAUGGAUCUAAGAUUGAAAAUGGUAGAACGGGGGCUGGCAUUUUUGGGCCGAACUUUAAAAAAAUGAUACCAAUGGGUAGCUACCCCACCAUCUUUCAGGCGGAGAUUCAUGCAAUAGAAAUUUGUGGCAGAGAAUGUCUCAGAAGGGGAACGUCAUCGAAAUAUAUCUGCAUUAUGUCGGACAGUCAGGCAGCCCUACUGGCCCUGAAGUCCCACAAAAUAAGUUCUCAGCUAGUACAUGAUUGCCGCAAUGUCCUAAAUGCUCUUGGUGACAAUAAUACAGUCUUAUUAGGAUGGGUACCAGGGCAUGAGGGACAUGAUGGCAAUGAGGAGGCUGACUGCCUAGCGAAACAGGGAGCUGCCGCAGUAUUUUAUGGUCCGGAACCCUUUUGUGGGCUCACCAAAGCACAUAUAAAGGGGACCAUAAAUAACUGGGUAGACAAAAUGUUCAACAGGCAUUGGAUGGAAUGUCCAGGGCAAAGACAAGCCAAACGAUUUAUCUGUCCUUCAAACGAAGUUUCAAAGAAACUAAUCAAUUUAGGCAGAGAGGACCUCAAAACUCUCACUGGGUACUACACGGGACACUGUUCUCUUCGUUACCACCUCAGUAAAAUCAAUCUUUCAGAAACAAGCGUCUGUCGCUUCUGUGAGCUGGACGAAGAAACGCCAGAACACAAUCUCUGUGAAUGUGAUGCUCUCGCUAGGCGCAGACUAGCCCACUUUGGUGGCGCUACCCUUAAUCCAUUUGAAAUUUGGAACAAAACGCCCUUGGAGGUGCUAGGCUACAUUAAGAGCCUUCCCAUAUAG
Rhagoletis pomonella (apple maggot) is the source of this 984-nucleotide messenger RNA. RefSeq lists its product as uncharacterized. Gene Ontology annotation, molecular function: RNA-DNA hybrid ribonuclease activity; nucleic acid binding. The coding region runs from base 1 to 984 and encodes 327 amino acids. Gene Ontology annotation, biological process: DNA replication, removal of RNA primer. The record is from RefSeq and is a predicted model, not a curated record. The transcript has a single exon. NCBI's taxonomy places the organism in Eukaryota, Metazoa, Arthropoda, Insecta, Diptera, Tephritidae.